Molecule: messenger RNA, 2493 nt
Organism: Spirodela intermedia
Lineage: Eukaryota; Viridiplantae; Streptophyta; Magnoliopsida; Alismatales; Araceae
Source: the annotation of a GenBank genome assembly
AUGGAUCCGCCGUCGCUGGUGUCCAAGGAGUCCCUGCCGGAUCUGUGGGCGUUGCCGCAGGCCACGGCGGACUACGACGGCGGCGGCGGCGGCGGCGACGGGGGCGGCAUGUUGUGGACGCGGUCGGCGACCGCCGGAGGGGUUCCCAUGGGGCACAAUUCUUUUUUCGCCGCGGUGGCCGGCCGCCAGGCUGCGGCGUCAGUCGAGGGAUCGACGGUCACGGAGCAGAGCGUGAUGACCCGCGGGGGGCGGAAGCGGAGGGACUCGGGACCGCCGCUUGUGGCGGCGUCUGAGGAUGAUUCCUCGAAGCUCAUCUCCUCGUGCAGCGGCAAUGAGCUGGUAUGAUCUGUCUGGAUCAUACUCCCCCUGUGCCUCCUCCGCUCUGAUUUUUCUGGCUGCGUGUGUUGCAUGAUCUUAUAUCCUUUACAGUUUGAUUAUUGCCGCUCUGUUACCUUUUUUGGGGUUCAUCAUAAGAUCUACGCAAGCUCAUCGAGUUAUCUCGGCCAAAUUCUCGUAGAAAUGAUGCUCCGUGCGAAGAUAGUGGGAGGAAAGGAAAGAACUAGACAACUUCUGCUUUGGGAGUCAAUCCCUCCGGAAGUCCCACAAAUCUUCGACAGUGAAUUUUUUUUCCUGCUGACGACAGGGAUUAGUGCCUGAUUAAUCCCACAUAAUUUGUUGCCCAAAAUCUCUUUUACAUUGAUCCUGUACCGUUUCUAUGAUUUUUAGAGAUUUGAGUUCAUCGUUUGAUUGUUCAUGAGAAAACCCAUCAGGCGAAAAUAGUGGGUGAACUUCCAGGCUCUGCAGAAUCUCAUAUGUUUCUGUUCAGGUGAGGUUGUAGAGUUAAAUCAUCCUCUGGUCUCAGGAGCCCAGCUCGAUUCUUCUAAAUUCAUCCCAGGAUCAUAUACUGUGAGUGUAUUUUUCUUCUUUUUUCUUUUUUCAUCAGAGGUCAAUGAAUUGUGUUCUCAUUCUGUGCAGACAGAAUCUGAAGCUAAACGCCUCAAAGCCGAUGGCCAGAGAGAGGAUGGCCAUGGAGAAGAACCCAAGGCUGAGGCCGAAGUCAACUCUGGGGCCUGCCACAAGAGGGGAAACCAGGCCUCUCAGUCCUCCGUGGCUCCAAAGCAGGACUACAUCCAUGUCAGAGCAAGAAGAGGGCAAGCCACAGACAGCCACAGUCUUGCAGAACGAGUAAGCCCUCUUGCUGCUGGAGAUUAAUUUUCGAUCCUCGGGGCAGAAAUGCCUCAUUAGCUGGUGUUAGUCGCGUAUAUCAACACACUGAUGAAUGCAGUAAAUACGAACCAAGGACAUCAUCUCAAAGUUAGAUCCAAUGCGCGACUUUACAAGCGCCGCAUUAUUCCACUUUGUAUUCGCUUAGAACAAGUUGGUGAGAUCGCCAUUUCGGAGGUCUUUAUGCAUGCCAUGCUUCAGAAUGGUCUCCAGAAUCUUGCCAACUAUUAGUAUGCAUGAUGAUUUGUGCCGGAAUUAGCAAUGGGCCAUUUAAAGAAUGGUUCUUGGGAGGAUGGUUGCUCUCAGAAUCCCACAAUAACUUUGCUGUGAUUAUCAUAGUUGUUAAAAAUAGGUCAAUGAGGCGAUUGAUUUCCUGACCGGAGUCUUCUUCUUUUGGUUGGGGGGGCAGGCCAGGAGAGAGAAGAUCAGCGAGAGGAUGAAGAUUCUUCAGGAUCUGGUCCCCGGCUGCAACAAGGUUCAGAUCCAUCCGUUUAUGCUUUCUUGAUUCUACAGAGAGAGAGAGAGAGAGAGAGAGAGAGAGAGAGAGAGAUGCGGAGAUAAUUCGAAUCUGAAAGGCCCAGCGGGCAGGCUGAAGAUGUUCUUGAAGCGUCUUCUCAUGCAGGAUUUUUAAUGGCCAGGUGAUCGGGAAAGCAUUGGUGCUUGAUGAGAUAAUUAAUUACAUCCAGUCUCUACAGCACCAGGUUGAGGUACGCCUCUGUCUGUCUCUCUCUCUAUAGGUUUCCUGCUUAGCCCACAAUGCUCUCAAAGAGGCCAACGGCGGCCCCAUAAUGGGUCUGAACGGCCCAGUAUCAUAAAACGUCAAAGGCAUCCUACAUGGGCCACAGCCCAUCAGGAUCUCUCUCUCUCUCUCUCUCUCUCUCUCUCUAACGUACCUGCUUAGCCCACUACCCUUGCAGUUCCUGUCGAUGAAGCUUGAAGCGCUCAGUGCUCCCACGAGUCACUCCAUGGAAGGAUUUCCAGAAGAUGUAAGACAUUAAGAUUAAAUUUUUUAGAUCAACUGGAUAAAGCUCGAUGAUAUAUACAUUAAACUCGCCGAAUUUAAAAACUCUAUCUGGGUUUUUAUUAUUGAUAUAUAUAUUUUUAAUGGUUCUGACGACGAUCUGGGUUGGUGCCGUCCAGGCAUUUGACACCACCUCUCGGCUGGCCUUCAACAACCACCCACCGCCACCAAGGGAAUACGGCCAGGGAUCGUCUGAGUGGCUCCACAUGCAGGUUGGACCUGGCUUCAAAAGGGCUGCCGGAUCAUGA